CUCUCUCUCUCUCUCUCUCUCUGUGGCAUCUGCAAGCGUGUCGCGUUUGGCAGUUAGCCUUGGCUCUUUGCGUGUUUGGUUGCAGCGUGCUGCUGCUGUGGCUCCCAUCUCUUCUCUCUGUCUUUGUGUGUGUUCCCACACAAGCAUAUCAGAGCGGAAGCGUCUCUCUUUCUCUCUCCUCUGGCUGGGACUGUGGGAGAGGAGGAAGGGGAAGAGGAGGAAGGGGAAAGCGCAGAAGCGGACAAAUCUGGUUAACAAUCGUAUAUAUCAACCAAGUCCUCUGACGACGCUGCUGGAGAGGAGGAGGAAGAGGAGCAAAAGCAGAGGAUUCCUUCCGAUAAAAAAUCUGUCUCUUUUGCCUUCAAGCCUUGGAUCUUGCAUCUGGGGGCCUUUUGGAUGGAGCGUGGCUGGGAAGCUGGUUCCUUUUGUUGGUAUCUUCUGGCCUGAGAGAGAGAGUCAUCUGGGUUUGGUCGGAAAGGUGGCUCCCUGCUGGCCGCUCAUGGCGGUCUUGGACUGACGAGUGCGUCCCAGUUUGGAAUUGGCGAGAUGCUUUUCGGGUGCGGGGUUGGUGAGGGUGCGGUGGCCGUGGCAGAUGGGCUGGGCGUAUAAGGGUGGAAAAGGGAGGGAGUUUGGAGUGGACACAGAGCAUGGAAAGGAGGGUUUCGGGCUUCUCUUUUUGGAUGCUUGGCUUGCUGCUAUGGGCAGGGCCGCUGGCGUCUGCUGCUACUCUUUCACCCUCCGGUAUAAACUAUGAAGUGGUUGCGUUGAUGGCCAUAAAGAUGGAGCUAAAUGACCCAUAUAAUGUUUUGGAGAACUGGGAUAUCAACUCAGUGGAUCCAUGCAGCUGGAGAAUGGUUACCUGCUCUGUUGAUGGAUAUGUUUCUGCUCUAGGAAUGCCCAGCCAAAGCUUAUCUGGGACUUUAUCGCCAGGGAUUGGAAAUCUUACGAAUCUGCAGUCCGUGCUUCUACAGAACAAUGUGAUUUCUGGACCUAUCCCUACUGAUAUCGGUAAGUUGGAGAAGCUCCAGACGCUGGACCUUUCUAGCAAUCAGUUCGAUGGUGGAAUACCAAUUUCAUUAGGAGAGCUAAAGAAUCUGAAUUAUCUGCGACUGAACAACAACAGCUUAUCUGGACCUUGCCCUGAUUCAUUUUCCAACAUCAAAGGUCUCACUCUUCUGGACCUUUCAUUUAACAAUUUGAGUGGUUCCUUACCCAAUAUAUCUGCAAGAACUUUCAAUAUUGUUGGAAAUCCUUUGAUAUGUGGGUCACACUCCAGAAACAAUUGCUCUUCUGUGUCUCUGGACCCACUUUCAUAUCCACCAGAUGAUCUGAAGGCUCAGCCACAACCUGGAGUGACAAGAAACCAUCGUGUGGCUAUUGCAUCUGGUGCAAGUAUUGGUUCUAUUACUGUAAUAGUCAUUGCUGCUGGCUUGCUUCUUUGGUGGCAGCAUAGACACAAUCAACAGAUUUUCUUUGACGUAAAUGAUCAAUAUGACCCAGAAAUAUGCUUGGGUCAUUUGAAACGUUAUUCCUUCAAGGAGCUUCGAGUAGCUACCAAUAAUUUCAGUGCAAAAAACAUUUUAGGAAAAGGGGGUUAUGGUAUUGUGUACAAAGGAUGCUUGCGUGAUGGCACAACUGUAGCUGUUAAAAGGCUGAAAGAUUCCAAUGCCAUUGGUGGAGAAGUUCAGUUUCAGACUGAAGUUGAAAUGAUAAGCUUGGCAGUUCAUCGGAAUCUCCUUAGACUUUGUGGAUUCUGCACAACUGAGAAUGAGAGACUACUUGUCUACCCUUACAUGCCAAAUGGAAGUGUUGCUUCUCAAUUAAGAGAACAUAUUCACGGGAGGCCAGCUUUAGACUGGUCAAGGCGAAAGAGGAUAGCUUUGGGGACAGCACGGGGAUUGUUGUAUUUGCAUGAGCAGUGUGACCCAAAAAUUAUUCAUCGUGACGUUAAAGCUGCCAAUAUUCUUCUCGAUGAAGAAUUUGAAGCAGUUGUUGGGGAUUUUGGUUUGGCAAAGCUCUUGGAUCAUCAGGAAUCACAUGUUACAACAGCAGUGCGUGGGACAGUUGGGCAUAUAGCUCCAGAAUACUUGUCCACAGGUCAGUCAUCAGAGAAGACUGAUGUCUUUGGCUUUGGCAUCCUGCUACUUGAGCUGAUUACUGGUCAGAAGGCACUGGAUUUUGGCAGGCUGGCAAACCAGAAAGGAGUAAUGCUGGAUUGGGUGAAGAAACUCCAUCAAGAGAACAAGCUGAGAGUGAUGGUGGAUAAGGACCUUAAAAACAACUAUGACAGGGUUGAGCUUGAGGAGAUGGUUCAAGUGGCUCUCCUCUGCACCCAAUUCCAUCCAUCCCACCGGCCCAAGAUGUCAGAAGUGGUGAGAAUGUUGGAAGGUGAUGGUCUGGCAGAAAAAUGGGAGGCCUCGCAGAAGAUUGAAACACCAAAGUCUCGUUCCUGUGAGCAACCACCUCCGAAGUACCUGGACUUUGUAGAGGACUCUUCACUUGUGGUAGAAGCAAUCGAGCUUUCAGGUCCUAGGUGACUUCACCAUAUAUUCAUAUAUUGAAUUGUACAUGUCUUGAGUUUUGGAAGCUUGGGAAUGAAGAAUGUUGUUUUUCUUGUAUCAACGUGGUGUUUAUUUAUGGCAGUCAGGUUGCAUGUAUCAUUCAUUUGUACAAAGGGAAGGUGAGGUUGUGUAGGAAUAGCUAAAAUUUUUUUCUACCAGAGAUUUCUCUAUUCUUCUUGCAUGUAUAAAGGAAGUGCUGGUGAAUUUAUGGUCUACUUGAGCCGUUGAUUG
Molecule: messenger RNA, 2792 nt
Organism: Elaeis guineensis (African oil palm)
Lineage: Eukaryota; Viridiplantae; Streptophyta; Magnoliopsida; Arecales; Arecaceae
Product: protein NSP-INTERACTING KINASE 3
Biological process (GO): protein phosphorylation
Molecular function (GO): protein binding; ATP binding; protein kinase activity
Source: RefSeq, a predicted model, not a curated record